Molecule: messenger RNA, 3360 nt
Organism: Echinococcus granulosus
Lineage: Eukaryota; Metazoa; Platyhelminthes; Cestoda; Cyclophyllidea; Taeniidae
Product: PERQ amino acid-rich with GYF domain-containing protein 2
Exons: 15
Coding region: 1-3360 (1119 amino acids)
Molecular function (GO): protein binding
Source: RefSeq, a predicted model, not a curated record
AUGUCCUCUUUUACGGAAAAUGUGAUCUCCCCUGAGAGCAGGUUGUUGUCUGCGGUUGAUUCCAUCUCACGGGAUCCGAAACCUUCAGCCUCGGAAUACCUGGAGCUUUAUAAUCCCAUUCCUAGUGUUAAUAGUGCACCUCUAUCGGGUUUCCCGGACACAUUUCUUUCUAAUUCACGAAGUGGAGUUUUGCCACCUGACUUUCAAUCCGAUGGUGAUAAUGUGGACAAUUUUAAUGGGCACCCAGACCCAUCAGGCACGGCAACAGAUGCCCGCAACACUUCUAUCUCUUACACGGAUGAAUCAUUUGCUGAGAACCCCGAUAGUUCCCUCCUAAGUUGGAAAAAGUGCUCCUCGGAACUACAGUCACGGAAUCAGAUUAACCCUGGAAGCCACGUGGUGAGAACUCAAAUGAUGGGUCUGCGCGGCGAGGAUUUUGGCUACCAGAUGGGUCCUGUCCCGAACUUCUAUGUCCAGCCUAACGCACCAAUCAACAGCAAUAAUAUGGAAAAUCCUGUUGGUCCUAUGUUCCCCGUCGAGAUUACCUCCUCAUCUUGGUGUCCUGUGUCGUGGGCGGACCCAAGUCUAGGGCCUAGUAGUGAUAGAAAGGGUGUGGAAUGGGCCAAAUCACUGCAAGAUUCAGCAGGAGUUGAUUCCCUUUUUCAGCGAUCGGAAUUUGAGCGCUCUUGGCGCAAUCGGACGUCGAGUGAUGGAGGUGGGAUGUCACCUCAUAAGAAUCCCCCGAUUCUCCGUUCAGGUCAGAGCGCCUCUGAAGCUUCAACCUCCAAUGUCCAACAGAAUCGCAACCUGCAUCACAGACGAAGGGGUCGAACCGCGUCUGCUUCCAGUACCUCGUCCGUCGAUAGUCCUACAAAUGUCACAGCAAGGGAUGAGAGUAGGAGCAUCAAUUUACCCUCCGGUCAGAGUGUAAAUACUGCUGAUUUUGGUGUGGCCACGUGCCUACCCGACGCGGUAGCUCGAAUGUCCUUUGUAGCCGAUCCUUCUACCAUUCAGCGGCCCAUUCCUGCCUCCGAGUCCUCCGUGCUUGGGCAGGCACUGUCCGCCGCGGACAAACCUCGUCUUAUAGCUCACCAGACACAGCCAAACUUCUGGUCAGCGUCGUCGACAUCGCAAGAAGCCGUACCUUGUUCAGGUGUGAAUUCUGUGGUUUUUAGCCAAAAAACCGAUAGCUACCAUCGACCCACCACUUCAAACCAAUACACUCAGCAUGAUGCCCUCGGAGCUUUCAGGAGUAAAACAGCCGGUUACUCCAAAAUUUCGGGUGCCUUCGGUUAUAAUGGCGAUGGUCUCGACCCAGGACAACAAGCGGGAGGAACUGGAAGUGGCGCCCUAAGCGAUGAUCAACUGUGGUACUAUGAGGAUCCCCAAGGCCAUAUUCAAGGUGAAUUCAGCAGCGCGCAAAUGUUGAAUUGGUUCCUUGCUGGCCGGUAUUUCACCUCCUCCCUGCGGAUACGUCGAAAGUGUGACGACACAUUCUCAACUCUCCAUAACUAUGCGCAAUUAUUCGGUCACGUCCCAUUCGCUGGCACCACACAAAUACCACCGAUCCGGGGCGGCAUCACACCUCAACUCAUCCUCAUGGUUCGGAUGCACGACCAGCAAAACGUGGCCAAUCUACCCUUCGCCUGUCUGGACCAGCAGCAACUACUGCACAAACUCUCCCGGUCCAUGACAGGCGAUGGGGGCUGUGUUGUGAAUGCUUCUGGUGGGUUCGGGAAAAAUGGGAUGUCCUGUUCGAAUGUGGCAGCAGUUGCCGGCCAGGCGUUUCUUCUAAAACAGCUGACCGAGAUGAUUGCGUCGAAUCCCGGGGCUGUGGCCAUGAAUUUCAACAAUCCUCUGUUCUCUUUCCUCUCGGAGUUGAUCUCAAAAGCUCGGCUCGAUCCGUCGCUAUUGCAAGAGGUGAGCAGCACAGCAGCAUUCACUAACCCCGGCCUGGGUAUUCCCUGGGCACCGCCGCCACCAUCACAGUCGCAGCUGCUUUCGCAACAACUACAACAGCAACAGCAGCAAUUGUCGGCCCGGCAAUGCAUGGACGGUGUGUUCUUGGCUUCCACGUCGGCGGUCACUGAUCCAGGUAGCGGUGGAUUUGUGAAUGCCGUCACUCGGGGCGACAAGACAGCGGAACCGCCCUCUUCCGAUGAGAACACUCCUUUCCAGUCUGUCUCCGGUCUCAGUGCUGACAAUCACUUGCCCAAAGCGACUCGGCACAAAUCAGCUGGCGGAAGGAGCUCGGAUGGUGGGGCCUCCAAAUCCGAGGUUAAAUCGAAGCAGAACACGAAUGCUGUCAUUACCUCGAAAAAGUCCUCCCAAAAACAAAAAAACUCUCCAACUGGUAGCAAAUCUGACGGUGCGGACGACAACAGUGGCAGCCAACAGUCUCAACGCGCCGUCUCUCAGUCGGGAUGUUCCAGCUGCUCGACGUCGUCAGGGUGUGGUGGUGGCUCUGCUUUGUCUAACGAAUCCCUUCAAUUCAACUCCAUCUCUGUAGGAGGUCGUAGAUUGGUCUCAGCCUCGGAGCAACCACAACCAAUGACUACGAAGCUGACAAAAAGUUGUUGGAUAGAGAAGGCAGCGACAUUGGCAAGGACUGCGGCCAAAGGCGAGGCGAAUAAAUCGGCGAAACAGUCUUCCUUAUCCUCAUCCGCCAUCUCUCCUUUGAGUGGUAGUGCUGGAAAGUCAGCAAUACCAAAUAGUUCACCGGCGACUCCUCCUCUUAAAUGGGUUUCGCAGAUUCCGUUGUCGGAAGGAAGCGGCAGCACGAAGAAGAAGGCCAAAUCUCGCCAGCAGCAGGAACAAAUACAACAGGUGACAGUGCAAAAUGGUGUCAAGAAAUCAGGACAUAACGGAACAGUAUCCUCAAAAAAGUCUAAGGGCAGUGAAAAUGAUAACUCAGUACUAACAGAUGAGCUCAACACCCUCAUUUGUUGGGUUCAAUCGGCGUUGAUGGGCUUUGAAUUGAGGGAGAAGGUUGACAUUCCCACCCUCGUGGAACUUCUUACAACUAUUGAUGCGCCUUACGAAGUAGAAAGCAUGCUGGUCCCCUACCUUGGCAGCUCUCCUCGUUCGGAGCAGUUUGUACGGGAAUUUCUAGAUCGUCGUCAUACCUGCUGGCAGCUGCAUCGGAAACGUGUGGAGGAAAUGCAAAGUGAUUCAAGGUUGAAGAGGAGCCAAAAUGAUCACCAACCUUCAUCGGCUCCUACUAAUAACGAAAGCAAUGUGUACUCGUCAAAUGCCUAUUCGGAAGCUAAUGACUCGCACGCAGAGAGUGUGUGGCAACAAAUAAAGCCGAAAAACAGUUCCAGUCGUCGCGGUAAGAAAGGAGGGAAGCAUCGAUCCUAG